CCCAUUUCUCUUGACGAAUGGCGUGCCAGUUAAAUUGUAACCGCACAGGCUACGGACAAGUCAGUGCCUAUUCAAGCGGGCUUCUCGACGAGGCUUCGUACUCUUGUCGCGAUGUUUGUCUCUGAUCGUUAUCUUGGAGAUGGUCAUCCGGACCACCUCAAUUGCAUUGAAGAUGUCCGUUUGGACAUUCAUCCCCGUUUUAGGGAAAUCUUACACCAUUGACGCAACGGCUUCUACAUCUGCAUGGCGCGCAUAUAAAACGUGUUGGGGUCUCCGGCAUGGGCUUCUCGCGAAUAUACGGUUAUUGCUGAGAACCCGAAGACAAGAGAUCAGCUCUAUUCUAAACAAGUCCAUUCUGCACUUUGGGAAUUUCACUUGGAGUUUCCAGAGCAAGCCCGUUUGGAACUCAGCCAAAAGUCUUGUCAGCCCUCGAUAUAAAACAGUCCGGUCUUGGAUACCAGAACAGCAGCAUUCAGUAGCUCUGCACUCCUCCGACUAGGUUUCUUCCUCCUC
Molecule: messenger RNA, 513 nt
Organism: Fomitiporia mediterranea MF3/22
Lineage: Eukaryota; Fungi; Basidiomycota; Agaricomycetes; Hymenochaetales; Hymenochaetaceae
Exons: 1
Coding region: 140-499 (119 amino acids)
Source: RefSeq, a predicted model, not a curated record